Molecule: messenger RNA, 1393 nt
Organism: Lycium ferocissimum
Lineage: Eukaryota; Viridiplantae; Streptophyta; Magnoliopsida; Solanales; Solanaceae
Product: F-box protein At5g07610-like
Exons: 1
Coding region: 33-1373 (446 amino acids)
Molecular function (GO): protein binding
Source: RefSeq, a predicted model, not a curated record
AAAGCCAUUUUUGUUCAGCAACGGAAUUUACCAUGGCUUUCUACAACAAUGCUACAUCCAUGGACUCCUCGUACUUCGAUGAAUUUGGUAGUAUAAACAGAAUCACCCUCAUCCACUGUCGGAGGUUCAAAAGACACCCAAAAUCACACAUGUCAGUAUCCAGCGAAAGCUCACUUCAAAUUGAAUCCCUUUCAUCAGAAUCUGCCCAACACAUCGCCAGCAAUGAAGAUAUCUUAACUGAAAUUUUACUGCACUUGCCCCCAAAAUCUCUACUUCGUUUCCAGACAGUUUCAAAACAUUGGCUUUCAAUUAUUAGCAGUCCCGUGUUUCGUCGUCUCCACACACGGAAAAAUGCUAAGUCCUCUGCCUCCACCAUCGGUUUCUUCUUGUGCCGAAACCCCAUUUUCAAUUUUCUUUCACUGAAUGAGGAAGAUUUAUCUACAAUGAGUAUGAUGAACAAAAGAUUCUCCAGUAUACACAAUGGUAAAAUAUUUUAUCAUAUGAAUUCUUGCAAUGGACUUUUUUGCCUUGAUUUCAAAUUUAGUAAUGGGAAGAGGGAGUUUUAUGUUUACAAUUUCACUACUGGUAAACAUAGGCUUAUUCCCCUACCAAACACAGUCGACGAACCCCACUUAGUAAAAACUAUGAAUUUAGCUUUUGAUCCUGAAAAGUCAGAGGAUUACAAUGUUGUGUGUGUUUGGUUGUCUGUGUCUGAGAAUCAACUUCGGUUCGCGGUGUAUUCUUCAGGUGUGGGCAUUUGGAAGCAUUCUACUGCAUGUUAUGACUGCAAUGAGUAUGGAGCAGUGGAUUUAUGCUGUGAUUAUGGUGUUUUCUUGAAUGGGGCUGUUCAUUGGGUUAGUCAAACAGGCCCUUUUUUAUGCUUUGAAGUUGGUAAUUGCAGCUUCAGGUCAAUGCCUACAACUCCAAUUCCUCAAGGACAGUGGCACAGGGACAUUGAAUACUUUGGAGAAUCUGGAGGGCACCUGCAACUCAUUGGUCAGAAUUCGGAUCAAAGAACGAAAGUUGAUAUUUUGGAGCUGGAAGUUGAUUAUUCUGGUUGGUUUAUUAAGUACCAUGUUAAUUUGGACUUUUUACCCAAUUUGUACCCUGCCGUGGUGAAUCAAGAAGUGAAUCUUCCAGAAGAUUAUGCAUAUUCGAAUGUAUUUUCAACAAUUUGCUUUCUUGACGAUGAAGAAGACAAGGCAAGGCUGUUUCUGUCGCUUCCUGGGAAAAUAAUUUUGUACAACUUGGGAGAUGGGAUGAUCAAAGAGCUGGCAGACGUGAAGCCAGCUUCUGUCAGGCAUUUCCUCGAUGGGGCACGUUACGAUGGCCUUGAUAUGUACAAACAUGUUGAGACUUUGGCUUGUGUUUGAGUUCUCUUCUGCUCAUUUUU